Molecule: messenger RNA, 888 nt
Organism: Benincasa hispida (wax gourd)
Lineage: Eukaryota; Viridiplantae; Streptophyta; Magnoliopsida; Cucurbitales; Cucurbitaceae
Source: RefSeq, a predicted model, not a curated record
AUGGCACGUGACAGACCACGCAAGCAACCAGUAAGUACUUCAGAUGCUACCUCAAAAACAACGGAAAGAGACCAAGGCGAAUCAAGCCAUCCACAGUCGGAGGAUGGAACUGAUGAGCAAAUGAUGAGAAGAUUUGCUCGGUGCCUAGCCGAAAACCUAGGAGAGGUUACAGUAGACCCCAAAAAGUGGUUUAGUAUUGAAAGGUUGAAGGCCUUAGGAGCCUCAACUUUUGAAGGAACCAUGAACCCAGCUGAUGCUGAAGCUUGGUUCGUGAUGGUAGAGAAAUGCUUCAGGGUAAUGUGGUGCCCUGAAGAUAGAAAAGUAGCCCUAGCCACUUUCCUACUCCAAAAAAGGGCGGAGGAUUGGUGGCGAGUGUUUAAAGAUAGAAGAAGAGGAAUGGAAGAAGUAACCUGGGAGGAAUUUGGAAAAGCCUUCCAUGAGAAAUUCUAUCCUCAAACAUUUCGCGAUGCAAAGCGAAAUGAAUUUCUGAAACUCGUACAAGGCUCACUAACAGUAGCCGAGUAUGAACAGAAAUACACUGAGCUUAGAAAAUAUGCCUCCUGUAUAAUUAUGGAUGAGACGGAGAGGAGUAGAAGAUUCAAGGAAGGGCUACGGGGUGAAAUCCGGACACACGUAACUGCCAGCAUGGAUAGGCAGGAUUUUCCAAAAUUGGUGGAAAUGGCAUUACGUGUGGAAGCUAGCUUGGAAUCGCUAGCAAUUUCAGAACCUGCGUGGGAGAGAGGAAGAAGCCAAAAAUACUCCUUAGGAGUCCUAGAUAGAAAAAUAAAUAAGACCAACUCUGGAAAGCAGAAGCUAGAUGGGAUCAAGUCAGGAAAGAAACCCAUCGUGUGGGAGAUGUGGGAUGUAUCACCCAAGGGGAGUGCUUAA